This is a messenger RNA of Cotesia glomerata, 1219 nucleotides long. RefSeq lists its product as uncharacterized. The record is from RefSeq and is a predicted model, not a curated record. Lineage: Eukaryota; Metazoa; Arthropoda; Insecta; Hymenoptera; Braconidae. The coding region runs from base 5 to 559 and encodes 184 amino acids. The transcript has 2 exons.
AUUCAUGGACCCACCUAAACUCAACUUUGAAAUAAAGACCAACCUGGCAGAGAGUAAUGUCAAAAGAGAUGAUCGAAUUGUUGAAAAACAAGCUCGAGUUUCAGCAGGUCUUUCUGGAUUAACUAAGUUAAUGUCUAUGAGCUUGCAACUUCCACAGGAUCAGAAGUUAGCAAUGUUAGAAAUACUAGGUGGUGUUUCCAGAAUCUUAGCAGAUCUUCAACAUGAGGAGUCUGAAAUUAGAAGAAGUUUGAUCUUGAAAAACAUUGAUCCUUCAAAGCGUGAUAUACUUAAGUCUACAGUGGCGGGCGAGUUGCUGUUUGGCAAAAGUCUGGAGGAAAAAUUUAAAGCAGCUAAACUUUUAGAGUCAACGUCAAAGAAAAUUAAAUCAGUGGCUCAAACAAGCACUACCCAAGAGCCAAAAAACUUGAAGGGCCCGACUCGUCGCACAUCACAGAGGUCACAGUACAACUCGAUGACGAGCGGGCAGAAAUCAACACCAGUUCAGAAGUACCGGAGCCACAAGCAACCGAAGAAGAGUUACCCGCAAUCGAAGAAGUAACUUCAGAGGUUAAUGGAACCCCACCCAGUUUGGCGGACGAUUACCCUGGUAUCAGGGAUUAUAUCAGGAAAGCCUACGCACUAAAAGAGGUACCAGAAGAUUCCAUAGAAGUCAUGUUAGCGUCUUUGAGUGGAGGAUCCUUAAAACAGUACGACACUGGGUUGAAAAAGUGGUGGAGUUUCUGCAAAAUCAACUAAAUAAACCCACUUUCUUGCACAAUACCUAACGUACUAAUAUUUUUGACAUCACAGUAUAAUCAAGGCGCGACUCAUGGAACUCUGAACAGCUUCCGGUCGGCGAUAGCACUCAUUUUCGGCCCAAAUCUUGGAGAGAAUCCGGAAAUCAAGAGGUUCUUCAAAGGAGUCUCAAAAUUGAGGCCACCCAGACCGAAGUACGACUGUACUUGGGAUCCAGGAUUAGUUUUGGACUUGUUAAAAAAAUGGGGUCCUAAUGACAAGGUGAACCUGGAAAAACUAUCGCUGAAAGCAGUUUCAUUAUUAGCGUUGGUGACAGGUCAUCGAAUGCAAACACUGUCGCUAAUAGAUGUUAGAAAUAUCAGUGUGGGAGACAAAGCUAUCGAGAUAAAGAUUCCCGAAAACAUUAAGACAUCGAAGCUCAACAGAAAUCAACCCGUGUUAUCAAUUCCUUUUUAUCCAGACA